GGUAAACCUGAGAGAGAGAGAGAGAUGAGUAAGAAGAAGAAGAAAGUGAGAUGGAUAAAACACUACAACAGUGCCCAGAAGAUACUUUUAGUGGGGGAAGGGGACUUCUCAUUUUCAGCAUGUUUAGCCAGUGCUUUUGGCUCUGGACGAAAUAUGGUUGCCACUUCCCUUCAUUCCAAACGUUUGCUCGAAGAGAAGCACUGGAGCAGUGAAGAACACUUGGAGGAAUUGGAGAGCUUGGGAUGUCUAGUACUGCAUAAAGUUAAUGUUCAUAAGAUGAGCUUCCAUCACACAUUAAAACACAUGGAAUUCGAUGUUGUAGUUUUCAACUUCCCUCAUGCUGGCCAUGUUUCUGGCUACACCGAAAAAGACGAAGAGCUAAUUGAGAUGCACAAGGAUCUGUUGAGGGGGUUCUUCAAGAGUGCCAGAGGGAUGCUAUUGAAGGAAGGCGGUGAAGUCCAUGUCACCCACAGGGAUGACUAUCCUUACAACAAAUGGGAAUUGGAAGUGCUUGGAGCUGAAUCAGGUUUCAGUCUGAAAGAGAAAGUGAGGUUUAAGAAGGGAGAUUAUCCAGGUUACCAUAACAAGAGAGGGGGUGACAUCAACUGCAACAAGACAUUCCCUCUCAAGUCUGAGUGCUUUACUUUCAAAUUCUCUCUCCAAAUGGAUAACGAACUGGAGAUCAGCUGCAAUAGAAUAAGGAGCAUGACCUUGAACUAAUGUAAUUUUGACUCAUUUGUAGAAUUGUUGUCCCCAAACCAUUUGGUUGAAAUCAUGAGAUCAAAUCAAUUUCCUUUUCUAUUCAAGCGCUUACUAGAGCCAAAUUCUGGACACAUGAGCUUCCUGAGAAAGCACAAUUCCACUGCAUACUACUAUGUUUUGUACUCGUGACUAUACUCUUCUGGACAAUGGCG
This is a messenger RNA of Rhododendron vialii, 914 nucleotides long. RefSeq lists its product as uncharacterized. Lineage: Eukaryota; Viridiplantae; Streptophyta; Magnoliopsida; Ericales; Ericaceae. The transcript is spliced from 3 exons. The record is from RefSeq and is a predicted model, not a curated record. Gene Ontology annotation, biological process: rRNA base methylation. Gene Ontology annotation, cellular component: cytoplasm. Gene Ontology annotation, molecular function: rRNA (uridine-N3-)-methyltransferase activity. Bases 25 to 720 code for a protein of 231 amino acids.